AUGGGAAAGAAAAGACGCAGCCCUACCUUGGAAGAGGUUUUAGCUCGCCCGUGGUGUUACUAUUGCGAGCGCGACUUUGAUGACCUCAAGAUCCUCAUCUCACAUCAGAAAGCGAAACACUUCAAAUGUGAAAGAUGUGGCAGAAGGCUCAAUACAGCUGGAGGAUUGUCGGUCCACAUGAGUCAAGUACAUAAGGAGCAACUGACCGCCGUUGACAAUGCGCUGUCCAACCGAUCGAGUCUCGACGUCGAGAUUUUUGGUAUGGAGGGAGUACCUGAAGAUGUCAUUCAAUCACACAACCAGCGCGUUAUUGCCCAGUUCCAGCAGUCAGAGGCGGAACGACAAGCGAUAACGGGAAACCCUCCGUCCGGAGCGUCGACUGCGACCGGCCAACCUGCGAAGAAACCAAAGGUCGAGAACAUAUCAGAUCUGAAGAAGCGACUUGCAGAGCACAAGGCGAAGAAAGCGGAGUCUCGAGCUGGAGGGAGCAGUGGCGAAGCGACUCCUGUCGGUGCGGGCCAGACUCCAACAACGGCCGGAUUUACGCAGCCACCUACGAUCGCCGCCCCUACGCAGCCAUUCUCUUAUCCUCAGCCAUAUGGCGGGGCUGGUUCCCCUUACCAGGCGACGGCGAGUCCUGUUUACCCAAACUUCUCCCCCGGACAACCGCAGUACCCUCCUCCCACGCAAUACUCCACUCCCGGAUACUCGCCGCAGCCAGUACCAGGCUUUGGAAACACACCGUCCCAGUUUCCACAACAGCAGCCUCAAAUCAACAGCCUACAAACCACAUUUGCUCCUCGAUCGGGAAGCUUACCUUCGGCACCGAGUCUCCCUCAACGACCCGCUGUUGGCGCUCCGCAAGUCAACGCAUAUCAGUUACAACAGAUGCACAUGGGCCACCCUCUUCCUACAACGGCCGUUCCUGGUGUUGCCAAUGGCGAGAAGCCCGAACCUACGGCGUUCUCUUCUUCGGUUGACGAUCUAAUCUCCGGAGCAGCCAAACAAGCUGAUCUAGCGGCGGCGGCGACUCCCAAGCCGGCAGAAGGCGCAGAAGAAAAGCCGAGCAAGAAAGAUAAGUCGAAGCAGUCACGGUUGGUCUAUUCAGAUAAUGAAACCAGCCCUGAGGAGAAGAUGGCGAAACUGCCAAGGUACGCAUUCGUUCCUGAUCGUCGGGGAGAGACUGCGCUGCAAGAGCUUCCGCCUUCUGUAGUCGUCGGUCAAGUGCCCAUUUCAGAGGCCACAGUCAUGCCGGAUCCUUGA
Aspergillus mulundensis is the source of this 1263-nucleotide messenger RNA. Its product is annotated as putative C2H2 finger domain protein. The record is from RefSeq and is a predicted model, not a curated record. NCBI's taxonomy places the organism in Eukaryota, Fungi, Ascomycota, Eurotiomycetes, Eurotiales, Aspergillaceae. Gene Ontology annotation, molecular function: DNA binding. Bases 1 to 1263 code for a protein of 420 amino acids. The transcript is spliced from 3 exons. Gene Ontology annotation, cellular component: nucleus.